Cryptococcus wingfieldii CBS 7118 is the source of this 2196-nucleotide messenger RNA. RefSeq names its product glutamate-tRNA ligase. NCBI's taxonomy places the organism in Eukaryota, Fungi, Basidiomycota, Tremellomycetes, Tremellales, Cryptococcaceae. Gene Ontology annotation, molecular function: ATP binding; glutamate-tRNA ligase activity. The record is from RefSeq and is a predicted model, not a curated record. Gene Ontology annotation, biological process: translation; glutamyl-tRNA aminoacylation. The transcript is spliced from 7 exons. The coding region runs from base 1 to 2196 and encodes 731 amino acids. Gene Ontology annotation, cellular component: methionyl glutamyl tRNA synthetase complex; cytosol; cytoplasm.
AUGCCCAGCGUUGUGCUCCCCCUCGUUCAAACACCCCCCUUCUCUAUCAUCGCCCUCGCCUACCUCCAGGGCAUUCCCGUCUCUUGGGAUACCACUUCUGGCGAGACUGGCCAAGCUUCUUACGGCGAGGUCAAGGGCGCCGAAGCUGUCCGUGCCGAGCUUGAAAAGGGCGUUGACGGCAAGGAGAUUCCCCUUCCUCCUUUGCCUACUCUUUUGAGCUCCACCAGUACUUUCCAGGAUGUCACCGCCGUCCUCGAUGCGCUCGAUGACUACCUUGCCUACAGGACCUACUUUGCCGGCCCCAAGUUUGGUUUCGGCGACGCCACCAUCUGGGGAACCAUCCGAGGUAACAACUCUGCCAUCGGCUCCAUCAAGAAGCCCGGACGCCCUCACCUCCAGCGAUGGUUCACCCACGUCGAGACCCUCGACGUUCCUCAGCAAUCUUUGAAGACUUUCAGUCAGGCGAAGAGUGAGCAGGAGAAGGGCAAGAAGACCAAGAGGUUGGAGAGUGUCGAUGUCGUUUUGCCCAAUGCCGUCAAGGGGAAGGUUGUGGUUCGAUUCGCUCCGGAGCCCUCUGGUUAUCUGCACAUUGGUCACUUGAAGGCUGCUAUCCUUAACCGAUACCUCGCCGACCAGUACCAGGGCAAGUUCAUCCUUCGUUUCGACGACACCAAUCCCCUCAAGGAGGAGGGUGAAUUUGAGGAGGCUAUCCAAGAAGACCUCAAGAUGAUCGAAAUCUCCUUCGACAAGAUCGUCCACACCUCCGACCACUUUGACAAGAUCCGCGAGUACACCAUCCAGCUCAUCAAGCAGGGCGACGCAUUUAUGGACGACACCGACGGCGAGACUGUCAAGGAACAGCGACGUGCCGAGAUUCCUUCCAAAAACCGAGACCUCAGCAUUGAGGAGAACUUGAAGAGGUUUGCCGACAUGUGUGAGGGUACGGAAGAGGGCAAGAGGUGGAGUUUGAGGGCCAAGAUUGAUUACCAGCACAAGAAUGGUACUCUGCGAGACCCUGUCAUCUACCGAUAUGUCGAUGCCGACCACCACGUCGUUGGCAAAAAGUACAAGGCCUACCCCAUGUACGACCUCGCCUGUCCCGUCAUCGACCACCUCGACGGUGUCACUCACGCCCUCCGUGCCAACGAGUACUGGGCUCGACACGAGCAAUACCAGUGGUUCCUCAAGGCCCUCAAGUUCCCCAACAUCGAGAUCUUUGACUUUUCCCGAGUCGACUUUGUCAACACCGUUUUGUCGAAGAGAAAGCUCAAGUACUUGGUUGACAAGGGUGUUGUGAACGGCUGGGAUGACCCCCGAUUCCCUACCGUCCGAGGUAUCCGAUCUCGUGGUAUGUCCGUCCAGGGCCUCAAGAACUACAUCCUCUCCCAAGGCGCGUCUCAGCAAGCCGUCCAGCUCGAAUGGGACGGUAUCUGGACGACCAACAAGAAGGUCAUCGACCCCAUCGCCCCUCGAUACUGGGCCAUCGCCGAGGACAAGAUCGUCCCUGCUACUAUCAAGGGUCGAGAGAGCGAAGCGGUUGAAGUUGUCAAGAAGCCUUUGCACAAGAAGAACCCUGAGGUGGGAGAGAAGGAGAUGGUGUUCUCGAGUGAGGUGCUGUUGGAGCAGGAGGAUGCAAAGACCUUUGGUGACAACGAGGAGAUCACCGCUAUGGACUGGGGGAAUGCCUUUGUCUCCAAGAAGAACCUUGCCUCAUCUGGCGACGUUGCUUCCCUCGAGCUCAACCUCCAUCUCGCUGGUGACUUCAAGAAGACUUCCAAGAAGGUCACCUGGCUCGCCGCUCCCACCGCCGAAAAGCCCCUCAUCCCCGUCGUCCUCAUCGACUACGACUACCUCAUCACCAAGAAGAAGCUUGAAGAGGACGACGACCUCAAUGAGAUUAUCAACCCCAAGACCGAGUACCGCACUCGGGCGCUCGCUUCCCGUGAAGUUGAGGGAUUGAAGAAGUGGGAUAUCAUCCAGUUUGAGAGGAAGGGAUUCUACAUCUGCCAGGGUACCAAGGAUGCGGAGGGGAGGAUGGAGUUUGGGUUCAUCCCUGAUGGAAGGGCGGCGACUGUGGCUCUGAAGGCGACGCCGGCGGUGGAGAAGCCCAAGGUUGCUGGGGCUGCGAAGGGAUCUUGGGGUAAGCCUGGGAUCAAGGCGAAGGCUGAGGAGGCUGUCGCUGCUGCUAAGCAGUAA